AUGUGCGGGAGGCGCCCGGAGUUUCACUUUGAAACUUUUCGGGGGCGGGACCCGCCGGUCAGGUGCAGCCGCCGCGCGGGCGCCGCAGGGAGGAGGGGCACGAUGAACAACUCCCUGAUCCUGGAGCUGUGGCGGUACAAGGCGGUGUCCGUGCGUGAGCGGCUGGGCAUCGGGGACCAGCCCAACGACUCGUACUGCUACAACACGGCCAAAAACAGCACCGUGCUCCAGGGGGUCACCUUCGGGGGCGUCCCCACUGUCCUGCUCAUAGACGUCAGUUGCUUCCUGUGUUUGAUCUUGGUGUUUUCCAUCAUAAGAAGGAGAUUCUGGGAUUAUGGCCGUAUCGCCCUGGUGUCAGAAGCGGACAGCGACUCCAGGUUCCAGAGACUGUCAUCGUCGUCCUCUUUUGGGCAACAAGAUUUUGAAAGCGAGCUGGGAUGCUGUCCCUGGCUGACUGCCAUCUUCCGCCUGCACGAUGACCAGAUUCUGGAGCGGUGUGGGGAGGACGCCAUCCACUACCUGUCCUUCCAGAGACAUGUCAUCUUCCUGCUGGUGGUCGUCAGCUGCUUGUCCCUGUGCGUCAUUCUGCCCGUCAACCUCUCGGGUGAUUUGCUGGACAAAGACCCUUACAGCUUUGGGAGGACGACCAUCGCAAACCUGCAGACGGACGAUGACCUCCUUUGGCUGCACACUGUCUUUGCCGUCAUCUAUCUCCUCCUCACCGUGGGCUUCAUGAGACACCACACCCGGUCCAUCCAGUACCAGGAGGAGAACUCGGUGAGGCGGACCUUGUUCAUCACGGGACUCCCCCGAGACAGCAAGAAGGAGACGGUGGAGACCCACUUCCGGGACGCAUAUCCCACGUGCGAAGUGGUGGACGUACAGUUGUGCUACGACGUGGCCAGGCUGAUUCACCUGUGCAGGGAGAGGAAGAAGACAGAAAAGAGCCUGACCUAUUACAUGAACCUUCGGGCGAAGACAGGCCAGUGGACCCUCAUCAACCCCAGGCCCUGCGGCCAGUUCUGCUGUUGCAAAGUGCCGGGGUGCGAGUGGGAGGAUGCCGUCUCCUACUACGCACGCAUGAGGGACAGGCUGCUGGAGAGGAUCGCGGACGAGGAGCGCCGGGUGCAGGAGCAGCCCCUGGGCAUGGCCUUCGUCACCUUCCAGGAGAAGUCCAUGGCCACCUACAUCCUCAAAGACUUCAACGCCUGCAAGUGUCAGAGCCUCCGGUGCAAAGGCGAGCCCCAGCCGUCCUCCUGCAGCGCGGAGCUCCGUAUCUCCAAGUGGACGGUCUCCUUUGCCACGUACCCCGAGGACAUCUGCUGGAAGAACCUCUCCGUCCAGGGUUUCCGCUGGUGGCUCCAGUGGCUGGGCAUCAACUUCACUCUGUUCGUGGGGCUCUUCUUCCUGACCACCCCCGCCAUCAUCCUGUCCACCAUAGACAAGUUCAAUGUCACCAAACCCAUCCGUGAGCUCAACGACCCGGUCAUCAGUCAGUUUUUCCCCACCCUCCUCCUGUGGUCCUUCUCGGCCCUGCUCCCCACCAUCGUCUACUACUCCACGCUGCUGGAGUCUCACUGGACCAAGUCAGGAGAAAACGAGAUUAUGAUGUCCAAGGUCUAUAUAUUCUUGAUCUUCAUGGUGCUGAUCCUGCCGUCCCUUGGCCUCACCAGUCUGGAUUUUUUCUUUCGGUGGCUCUUUGACAAAACUUCCUCCGAAGCCUCUAUCAGGUUGGAGUGCGUCUUCCUGCCCGACCAGGGCGCCUUCUUCGUGAACUACGUCAUCGCCUCAGCCUUCAUUGGCAAUGGCAUGGAGCUGCUGCGGCUGCCGGGCCUGGUCCUCUACACCUGCCGCAUGGUCGUGGCCAAGACGGCCGCCGACCGCAGGAACAUCAAGCAGAACCAGGCCUUCCAGUACGAGUUCGGAGCCAUGUACGCGUGGAUGCUGUGCGUCUUCACCGUCAUCAUGGCCUACAGCAUCACCUGCCCCAUCAUCGCGCCCUUCGGCCUCACCUACAUCCUGCUCAAGCACCUGGUGGACCGUCACAACCUGUACUUUGCCUACCUCCCGGCCAAGCUGGAGAAAAGGAUCCACUUAGCGGCCGUCAACCAGGCCUUGGCCGCCCCCAUCUUGUGCCUCUUCUGGCUCUAUUUCUUCUCCUUCCUGCGCCUGGGUCUGAAGGCCCCCCUCACCCUGUUCACCUUCCUGGCCGUCCUGCUCACCAUCCUGGUCUGCCUGGUCUAUACCUGCUUCGGAUGCUUCAAGCACCUCAGCCCUCUGAACUACAGGACGGGAGAAUCGGCCAGCGACAAAGGGAGCGAGGCCGAGGCCCACAGGCCACCGCCGUUCACGCCCUACGUGCCCCGGAUUCUGAGCGGCUUGUCCUCGGAGAGAACGGCCCUGUCCCCACAGCAUCAGCAGACUUAUGGAGCCGUCUGUGACAUCAGUGGGACCGUCCUGGGGCAGUGUCCCGCCCAGGGCCCUGGGGACAGCGACAGCAGGCCGGCUGCCUACCAGGAGGCCUGAGGGCGGCCGGGCCAGGCUCCGAGGACGGA
Molecule: messenger RNA, 2555 nt
Organism: Panthera uncia (snow leopard)
Lineage: Eukaryota; Metazoa; Chordata; Mammalia; Carnivora; Felidae
Product: CSC1-like protein 1
Exons: 23
Coding region: 1-2526 (841 amino acids)
Cellular component (GO): plasma membrane
Molecular function (GO): nucleic acid binding; calcium-activated cation channel activity
Source: RefSeq, a predicted model, not a curated record